Messenger RNA from Pygoscelis adeliae (Adelie penguin), 1938 nucleotides. RefSeq names its product testis-expressed sequence 2 protein-like. Gene Ontology annotation, cellular component: endoplasmic reticulum. The coding region runs from base 1 to 1938 and encodes 645 amino acids. Gene Ontology annotation, molecular function: lipid binding. Lineage: Eukaryota; Metazoa; Chordata; Aves; Sphenisciformes; Spheniscidae. The record is from RefSeq and is a predicted model, not a curated record. The transcript is spliced from 11 exons.
AUGCGAGCGAUGGCAGACCAGGCUGCGGCGGUGGCGGCGGCCACCUCUCCAACCCUGGCACCGUCCCCGGGCUCACCACGGCGUGGGGACACCGAUGGGCUAACGCCCCGUCCCACCGGCACCAGGGAGGACGACGGCGGCCGGGACGGCUGCGGGCUCAUUUUCGCCGUGGACGCGGACACAAAGCUUCCCCCCUCACCCCAGCCCGGGGGGAUGCUCCUGGCUGACCUCCCGCGGGGCUGGAUGAACCAGCUGCACGUCUACGACCCUGAGCUUUUCCACCCCUCGCUCACGCACUCGGUGCUCGCCACGCUGGAUGGGGCCACCCUCAAGCUCUCCUACCCCAAGAGCAACAUCCCACGCCGAGCCACCUUCGAGGAGGAAAUCCUCGACACCGUCUUCGUCAGCCACCGCUGCUAUGACCUGACUGAUGCCAAGGUCUUCCUCUGCCCCCCAAGCCUGGCCCGAAAGCGGACGUGGAACAAGAAAUACCCCAUAUGCGUCCUCCUCCCCGACCUGGCGGACAUGGAGUGCAGGAGCAGCGAGGAGCACAACGUAGAGCUGCAGAGGAAUGAAGGGACGAAGAAGGCGCCAGUGCCAGGCCAGGAUGUCCCAGGGGACUGCAGGGAGAGGUGCCUGUACCUCUUCGGGCGGACUGGGAGGGAGAAGGAGGAGUGGUACCAGCACCUCAUGCGAGCCUCCCGUGGGACACCCAGCAGCAGCCACGGCAAAGCCAGGGCAGGUGUGGGACCAGCUCCGCGGAGCAGCAGCAGCAGCAGUGGAGGGAGCGCCGAGGACAUCCCCUCCGCUGUCCCACCCAAGGACCUGGCGGGAAGCGUCCGACAGAAGAUUUUCCUGGAUUACGGCACCUACAUGGCCCGAUUCGUGCCAGCGCAGGUGGGGGGCAGCCCAGAUCGGAGCCCCUCUCACGGAGCACUGGGCAGCCCCACGCCCGUGAAGCUCGGUGAGGACACGGCCGGGCACAGCGAGGCAUGCAUGGCCUGGAUGAAUGCGCUGGUGGGGCGCAUCUUCUGGGACUUCCUCCGGGAGCGAUACUGGGCCGAGCAAGUGUCCAGCAAGAUCCAGAAGAAGUUGAGCAAGAUCAAGCUCCCGUAUUUCAUGAAUGAGCUGACGCUGACGGAGCUGGACAUGGGCACAUCCAUCCCCUCGGUCCUCAGCGCCUCCAACACCACCGUCAAUGACCGAGGGCUCUGGGUGGACGUGGAGGUCACCUACUGCGGCUCGUUGCAGAUGACGCUCGAGACGAAGAUGAACCUCUGCAAGCUGGGGAAGGAGAGCACUGCAGAGGAGAGCUGCCCGGCAGAGGCAGGCGGAGAGGGCGCCAGGCCACGGCUGAUCCUGCUGGCAGACAGCGAUGCGGAGUCAUCCAGCGCCGGCUCCUCCGACGAGGAAGAUGUCACCGCUGCAGAGCCCGCGGGAGCCCUGGGGGAGCGGGUCCCACCGCCUGGCGCCGAGGGCCACGUCAGCAGCAACAGCACGAGCCGGAAGAUCCUGCGCUUUGUGGAUAAGAUCGCCAAGUCCAAGUACUUCCAGAAGGCCACUGAAAACGAGUUCAUCAAAAAGAAGAUCGAGGAGGUUUCCAACACACCGCUGCUGCUGACGGUGGAGGUGCAGGAGCUGGCAGGCACCUUGGCCGUGAACAUCCCCCCACCACCAACGGACCGUGUCUGGUACAGCUUCCGAGUCCCGCCCCAGCUGGAGCUGAAGGUGCGCCCAAAGCUGGGUGAGCGGGAGGUGACGUUCCUCCAUGUCACCGAGUGGAUCGAGAAGAAGCUGCAGCACGAAUUUCAGAAAAUCUUGGUGAUGCCAAACAUGGACGAUCUCAUCAUUCCCAUCAUGCGCUCUGGCCUGGAUCCUCAGCCACCCACUGGGGGACUGCCCGGGGACCUACCAGCCAAGGGAGAGAAGAGGCUCUGA